Spinacia oleracea (spinach) is the source of this 2850-nucleotide messenger RNA. RefSeq lists its product as uncharacterized. Lineage: Eukaryota; Viridiplantae; Streptophyta; Magnoliopsida; Caryophyllales; Amaranthaceae. The record is from RefSeq and is a predicted model, not a curated record. The transcript is spliced from 2 exons. The coding region runs from base 597 to 1064 and encodes 155 amino acids.
CAUAGUACUCCCUCCGUUUCUUUUUGUUGUAUCCGUUUCCUUUUUAGUCGUUUCAUAAUGUUGUAUCCACUUAGAAUCUUUCCAUUUUUGGACAUACUUUUUUUCCUAAAAUACCCUUAUAUUUCAAUCUAAUAACCAAAAAACCUAAAGAAUCUACCCAUAUUCCCACCUAAUUUUCCCCACCCAUAAUAUUUUAUUCAUUUAACCCACCCACCUCCCUUAUUAAAUUAAUAAAACCCUAACGUCACUCUCACCUCUCUCUCCUUAUAACCCGUCCCUCUCACCCUCUCUCUCCUCAUUCUCUUCGGAUCCCUCUCUCCUCCUGUCUCCCUCUCUCUCCUCAAGAAAUCUCCCUGUUUCUCUAAAAACCCUAACCUUCUCCGCCCCUGUUCUUCGUUUUUUUUUGGUGAGAUCUCUCAGAUCUUUGGGGUUUUCGCUCAAAAUUGUUCUCAAACUUUAACCGGAACGACAUUCCGGUGAGAUCCCCUCUAGUUUUGUCCCCUUUGUCGUCCCAAAUCCCGGUUGGUAAUCGAUUCUCUGGUGAAAUUUUUUUGGGGAUAAAAUCGGAGUUUUAUUAGGGUUUUAUUAAUUUCUUAAUGGGAUCCUCUUCCUCCAAAUAUCUUCCGACUUAUUCGGUUGGUACUUCUGGGCAACGAAUUCCUGACUCAAACUGUGAUUGGGGCUCGAAAUGCAUUUGUCCCAACAACGAGCACUCGUAUUCUGGCGAGUAUCUGAAUAAUUUGAGGUUGGCCCAGAAGGAGAACACGAGUACCCGAAAUUAUCUCAAAGCUUGGUUUGAGAAAAUGGAAGUGGAGCCUGGUGAAGAGGUGGAGUCCAAAUACGACGAUCGAGUCCCCACACCAGCAGAUCUGAGAUUCUUUGGAGGAGACGAAUCUGAUGAGGAACCCAAUCACUCUGAUUCAUUCGACCUAUACUAUGUGGGUGAGUGUGAGAACACAACUGCUGGUCCAGAGGUUUCUGAUGGGCAAUGUUCGGUUUCGUCCCCAAACGUGAAGGAAGAUGAAAUAAAAAAAAAGCCACCUAAGGGUGUUGAUGAUGCUUAGAGAUAAGUGUGUCUUCUAUAAACCCUCUUUUAAUUAUAUUUGGAUUGCUGGUUAGCUGUGGAGACAUAAGGUGGAGUAGCCAACAACUGUGAUCUGUUGUUGGCAAGGGGUGUUGUUGUUUUGUUGAUGAUGUGAUAGGGUUUGGAGUGUAUUCAUGUCCUCUAUUAUUGCCUUGUUGCUUGAAACAUGUUGCCUUGUUGAUUGAUGAAUGUUGCCUUGUUGAUUGAUGAAUGUUGCCUUGUUGAUUGAUGAAUGUUGCCUUGUGUGCUUGCUGAUUUAAUAAUGUUGCCUGUUGAAACUGUCAUAUGUUUGCUGGUUGAUUAGUGUUGCCUUGAGAGGGGUGAAAGCAUAUGGGAUGGGUUUAUGAAUAAAAUUUUAACAUGUGAUUGGAAAAAAACAGUUUCAUUAAAGUCCCCUCUUAUUGUUUGUCUUUCCUGAAUGCUUGGUCUGUGAUGUUAGGGUUUGAAUGAGGUCUAUGAUGAGUCUUUCAGUGCUGAGAAACUAUCCAUGUUUCAUAAACCACAGUGCGCCAUUAGCAUCCAGCCGUAGGCUGUAUGAGGCUUUUGUGUGCUAAUGGUUUGUGAACAUGGUGUGGUUCAAUGAAGCUUGGGGACAUCUGAGACCAAAUUUAACAUGAUGAUGAGUCUUUCAUAUGCUGAGUCUUUCAUAUGCUGAGAAACAAUUCAAGUUACAUCGAUGAUGAGUCUUUCAUAUGCUGAGAAACAAUUCAAGUUACCUACACUCACUCGUGCUGCCAUUAGUAUCAGUGAUGAUGCUUCUCAGGCGCUAAGUGUGUGUAGGUUGAAUUUGUUUCAAUGAUGCUUGGGGACAUCUGAGAUGAAUUUUGAUGUCAUGCAUGUUUUACUUUUGUUAGUUAGGUGGUCCUUCAAAGGGGAUUGACUUAUUUUUAAAUAUCCAAUGCGAUAGUUCACAAUUUGUCAAUUCCCUUUGGAAGGACCACCAUGACACUUAAACAACAUGUUUGAUUGUGGUGUUAAUGAUAAUCAAUGAUGUUAAAGGUUGAUAUCCUGAGAUUUAUGUUUCAAUACUUGUCCUUUAACUCCUUUUGUCGAAUGGAGUGAUUGUCAUUUCACAUGAUCAGUAGUGAAUAUCAAUCAUUCCGUUCGGCAAAAGGAUGUUAAAGUUGAGAAAAUAUUGAUACAAUAGAUCAAUGAUGCUAUUCAACAACUCUGAGAUUGGAACCCUAAUGUUUGCUAAUGUCCCAUGUGUGAGUUUGGUCAUUGUUAAAAUUUGGAAACAUACUACAUAUAUGCUGUAAAUCAACCUAUCUGAGAUUGUUGUGCCUUGUCCAUUGCUGCCUUGUUAUUUGUUUUGAGUCAUCUAUGAUGAGUCUUCAUUUGCUGACACUCAAACCCUAUAUUCCAUUAACACUCAUGCGCCAUUAGCAUGAAUAAUGCUUCUCAGGAGCUAAGUGUUGGUGGAUGGGGUUUGUGUGAGGGAUGCUUGGGGACAUUCUGAGAUGGUUGUGUGUACUUGCUUCUAUGUACUUGAUGCCUUCUUCUUCAUGCUUUGUUCAAUGAUGAAUUGGUUUAAGCAUAUCGAAUUUUACUUUUGUUGACGCAUCGGUAUCUAGGUGGUAAGAUUUUCCAUCUGAAAAUGAUGUGAUAUGCAUUCUUUCCACUUAGAUGCCGAUGUGUUUAGAGAAGUGAUUUUGCAUAUGACUUUCUAAGUAUGUUGUAAGUAAAUACCUUGCCUUUGCUGCCUUGCUCAUGGCCUUGUUUUUUUGAGUUGUUCAAUGAUGAAAUGAUUUAGUAACUCGAAUAUU